AUGAAAGGCAUCAUACCUCGUCUCAGCCAAUCGAUUGAGACGCAUCUCAGCCCAUCGCAGGCCUCAACACCUACCCAUGCCGGCCCGUCUCAUGCUGUGCGGGGCUGGGGCAUACCCAGGGUCCAGAAGGAUGCGAUCGACGUGACUUCUGCAAACUUUGGCGGAGACAGGCGACCGGCGCUGUAUGGGACUCUCGUAACCUUUCUCGUGCUGAACAACCUUGCUGUUGUGGCACGACUUGUCGCACAUUACCGGGCACACUAUAGGAUAGGGGGGCGUAUCUUUCCCGAAGACGUCUUCGUCCUUCUAAGUGGGAUCUGCGUGAAUGUUGUCAUCGGGAAUCUCUUGGCCUCAACCCAUUAUGGACUUGGACUUCAUUCAUGGAGGAUCAAUGCCGAGGAUCCGCAUAUGCCCCGAAAUAUCUCGAACAUCUUCAAGCAUGUCUGGCUGUGUAUGGUGUUCGUGGGCCCCACUUUCACCUUCAUCAAGCUCUCUCUUCUUUUCUUCUACCGCCGCCUGUUUUUGGUCAACCAGAAAUGGCUGCGCGUCGCCUGGUGGGCCAACAUGGUCUAUGUCAUCCUGUGGUUCUUUGGGGCAACAGGGUUUUACAUCUUUCAGUGCUGGCCGGUUCAAUGGUAUUGGACACGGUACUAUCAAAGAUACCACGUUGGACCACCAAUCGCAAUGAAGGGCCAGUGCAAAGCUACCACGGUUGCACAUGUUGCCAUGCCUCUGAUAUUUAGCCUCAUCUCGGACGUUGCCCUCUUGUUACUACCCCUCACAGCCAUCUCGAAGCUUCAAAUAUCAUUGAAAAAGAAGCUCGGUCUUGCUUCCAUAUUCUCAGUCGGAGCACUUGCUUGCCUUCUAGAACUUGCCCGAAUCGUGGAAUUGGAGGUUGACACCGACGACCAGAGUGACCCCAGUUACGGUGUGGUGGUAUUUCUCAUCCUCUCGGUAGCUGAAGAAGUGUGCGCCAUUAUAUGCGGGAGUCUGCCUGUUGUGAUCCCGCAGCUCUUCCGCGAAUACAAGAGCUCGAGGGAACGCUCUUCGCAGAACAAGGACCGCAGCUACUCUAUGGAUCUUGGAGCUAUAACUCAGUCACGAAGCAUGGUCAAAGGAUUCGAAAAGCUUGGUGAAGGGUCGGGCGAUCGGGCAUACGAGAGUCGCAAUCUGGCCGGCGAGCGAAUCGACUGGGCUUGCGGCUCGAUUCCAGCGAAUACCGUGGUCGCCGAGACCAUUCCUCAUACUGAGGAUCCCGGUGACGCUCAAAUUGUUGUCCAGAGGAAUUAUGAAGUGACUGUAGGAGGCUCAGUCCCGCAGGUCGUGUAA
This is a messenger RNA of Letharia columbiana, 1329 nucleotides long. RefSeq lists its product as uncharacterized. The record is from RefSeq and is a predicted model, not a curated record. NCBI's taxonomy places the organism in Eukaryota, Fungi, Ascomycota, Lecanoromycetes, Lecanorales, Parmeliaceae. The coding region runs from base 1 to 1329 and encodes 442 amino acids. The transcript has 7 exons.